This is a messenger RNA of Mauremys reevesii (Reeves's turtle), 1423 nucleotides long. It is a transcript of the gene POLB, whose product is annotated as DNA polymerase beta. Bases 218 to 1225 code for a protein of 335 amino acids. Gene Ontology annotation, cellular component: nucleus. Gene Ontology annotation, biological process: double-strand break repair via nonhomologous end joining. Gene Ontology annotation, molecular function: DNA-directed DNA polymerase activity; DNA binding. The transcript is spliced from 14 exons. The record is from RefSeq and is a predicted model, not a curated record. Lineage: Eukaryota; Metazoa; Chordata; Testudines; Geoemydidae.
GAAGGCCGAGAGAAACACUACCCCUCCCAUGGUGCUGCAGGCUUCGCGCUUGCUGAUAAGACGUUAACAAAUUACCCACAAUGCACUGCGGCUCGUCUUUUCUCCCCGGCGUGGGGGUAGGAGGAGUCCGCGGCUGACCCCCGCCCGGGUCCCUAGGAACCGGAAGUUCCCGGCUGCCCUAGUAGCUGCCGGCUGGUGGGGCCGGCCCGGGGCCGCCAUGAGCAAGCGGAAGGCGCCGCAGGAGAGCCCCAAUGCGGGGAUCACAGACUUCCUGAGCGAACUGGCAAAUUAUGAGAAGAACGUGAACCGAGCCAUCCACAAGUACAAUGCGUACAGAAAAGCAGCUUCUGUAAUAUCCAAGUAUCCAAGCAAGAUAAAAAGUGGAGCUGAAGCAAAGAAGCUGGAAGGAGUAGGGGCUAAAAUAGCUGAGAAGAUUGAUGAGUUUUUAUCCACUGGAAAACUACGUAAGCUUGAAAAGAUUCGACAGGAUGAUACAAGCUCAUCUAUCAAUUUCCUGACCCGAGUUACUGGCAUAGGUCCUUCUGCAGCUAGGAAGUUUGUGGAUGAAGGGAUAAAGACAUUGGAAGAUCUAAAGAAAAAUGAACACAAGCUAAAUCAUCAUCAGCGAAUUGGGCUAAAAUAUUUUGAAGACUUUGAGAAAAGAAUCCCUAGAGAAGAGAUGUUACAGAUGCAGGAAAUUGUAUUGAAAGAGGUUAAGAAACUGGACCCCGAAUAUAUUGCUACAGUCUGUGGCAGUUUCAGGCGAGGUGCAGAAUCAAGUGGGGAUAUGGAUAUUCUCCUGACCCAUCCAAGUUUCACUUCUGAAUCAACCAAACAGCCAAAGCUUUUGCACCAAGUUGUAGAACAACUGAAAAAAAUCCACUUUGUCACAGACACAUUGUCAAAGGGUGAUACGAAAUUCAUGGGUGUAUGUCAGUUGCCAAGCGAAGAAGAUGGAACCAAUUAUCCAUACAGGAGAAUUGAUAUCAGGCUGAUCCCCAAGGAUCAGUAUUAUUGUGGGGUACUGUACUUCACAGGCAGUGACAUAUUCAAUAAGAACAUGAGAACUCAUGCCCUGGAAAUGGGCUUCACAAUCAACGAGUACACAAUCCGGCCCUUGGGAGUUACUGGAGUUGCUGGGGAGCCCCUCCCAGUAGAGAGUGAAAAGGAUAUCUUUGACUACAUACAGUGGAAGUAUCGAGAGCCAAAAGAACGGAGUGAAUAACUUGCAUUCAAAGGUUCACUAGCUAGUGCUCACUUAUUUUGUAGCUUUUAUGAAUAAUCAGCGGAGUCAAAACUAGGUGCAUAUUUAUUGCUUGAACAUUACUUCAGAAGGUGUGUAUUACUGACACUGUUUUUAAACAAUAGUUCCAUGGCACUAGAGUAAAAUGUGUUGUAAAAAUUAAAUCACCUAACAUUGCAA